AAAUAUUCCGAUAACGAGAGCUUUUUCAUGGGCCUAUACUUUACGUUGGGUUUGCCUUAGCUCAGUGGGUUUUGAAGCUCGCAGUUGUACGGUUCGCCGAAGCCUAAAAAAUGUGGAUCGCUCUUGGCUCUACACUCUUGAUUGGAGUCCUUUGGCUCCUGCUGAGGCAACUUAAUAAAACGUACUUUAUUCUUUCAUUAUCUAAACGAGUGCGAACAGCGGAUGGCAGUCCAUUAGAAAGCAAAGUGUUCUUAUAUCCCGGAAAAACGCGAUUCGGCAACAAUUUUGAUCUACUUCAUUUAACACCUGGAACUAUUUUCAACUUUAUACGAGAGUGCACUGCCAAAGCCAAUGGACAGAAUUAUCUAUGGUACUUCCUAUUUGCACCAGAAUAUAAUAUUGUUCGUGCCGAAGACGCCGAAGAAUUGUUUCAGAACACCAAAAUCACUACCAAGAAUACGGCUUAUGAUUUGAUAAGGCCCUUUUUGGGAGACGGGCUGCUGAUAAGCACAGAUCAAAAGUGGCACUCGAGAAGAAAAACUUUGACUCCGGCUUUUCACUUUAAUAUUCUGCAGUCUUUUCUCACCAUUUUUAAAGAGGAGAGCAACAAGUUUAUCAAAAUACUGGACAAAAACGUGGGAUGCGAACUUGAACUUAACCAGAUUAUUCCACAGUUUACUCUAAACAAUAUUUGCGAAACUGCCCUGGGCGUAAAACUAGAUGACAUGUCGGAAGGAAACGAGUACAGAAAGGCCAUCCAUGACUUUGAAAUAGUUUUCGAUCAGCGCAUGUGCAAUCCGCUGAUGCUCUACAACUGGUACUUCUAUCUUUUCGGAGAUUAUCAAAAGUAUUCCAAGAUACUGCGUACUAUUCACGGCUUCUCGAGCGGUAUUAUCCCGAAAAGGCAGCUAUUUAAGCAGAAGCAACUUGGAAAAGUUGAUGAAUUUGGCAAGAAGCAGCGAUACGCCAUGCUGGAUACCCUGUUAGCAGCUGAGGCUGAGGGCAAGAUCGAUCAUCAGGGUAUCUGUGAUGAGGUCAAUACCUUUAUGUUCGGGGGCUACGAUACCACAUCAACCAGUCUAAUCUUUACACUGCUCUUGUUGGCUCUGCACGAGGAUGUCCAACAGCGGUGCUACGAAGAGAUACAAAAUCUUCCCGAAGACAUUGAUGAAAUCAGUAUGUUCCAAUUCAACGAACUGAUCCAUUUAGAGUGCGUCAUUAAGGAAUCGCUGAGGCUGUUUCCCUCAGCUCCGAUCAUUGGCAGGAAAUGUGUGCAGGAAAGUGUAAUGAAUGGUUUAGUCCUGCCAAAGAAUGCCCAGAUUAACAUCCACAUAUACGACAUCAUGAGAGACCCACGCCAUUUCCCGAAACCCAAUGAGUUCCUGCCUGAGCGUUUUCUGCCAGAGAACGCUGUGAAUCGUCAUCCCUUCGCAUUCGUGCCCUUCAGUGCAGGACCAAGGAAUUGCAUUGGUCAGAAAUUCGGCAUCCUGGAGAUGAAGGUGCUCCUGGCAGCGAUCAUUAGGAACUUCAAGCUACUGCCCGCCACUCGGUUAGAAGAUCUCACUUUGGAGAGCGGAAUUGUCCUGCGCACUCAGCAGAGUAUCAAAGUGAAAUUUGAAGCUAGAGUCUAGCAGUAAAUAUUCAAGAAAUCAACAUAUUUGGUGUUUUACAAAUUACAAAUAGGUAAAAAAUCCUUCAUAUCGAUUUUACUUGAUCAUAACAGCCGAAAAGUAGGCUAUAAAAUGUUAAA
This is a messenger RNA of Drosophila teissieri, 1750 nucleotides long. RefSeq names its product probable cytochrome P450 4ac3 (gene Cyp4ac3). The record is from RefSeq and is a predicted model, not a curated record. Gene Ontology annotation, molecular function: iron ion binding; monooxygenase activity; oxidoreductase activity, acting on paired donors, with incorporation or reduction of molecular oxygen. NCBI's taxonomy places the organism in Eukaryota, Metazoa, Arthropoda, Insecta, Diptera, Drosophilidae.